AUGGAAAUAUCUGAAUCGUCUAUAAGUAUAUUUUUCGUUAGUAAAUUGUUGGCUUUGGCUCCAUAUUCCGUGCGUAAAAAUUCAAAAGGUGUCUAUAUAAUACAGAAAAGUACACCGUUUUUAUUUUAUGCCGCUGCUUUGACAUCAAUAAUGGUUUUUCUUACCUAUCGCGGCUUAUUAUUCGAUGCUAAUUCAAAAAUCCCAGUAAGAAUGAAAUCGGCCACUUCAAAAGUGGUAACCGCUUUGGAUGUAUCGGUGGUGGUAAUGGCUGUAUCGGCGGGUGCUAUAUGUGGCAUUGUGGGAUUGAAUGCUACCAGAGAUUUGAACGUAAGACUAAAAAAGGUGGACGAGUACUUGGGUUCAAUAACAAAUUUAAAAAUGGAACGUUUCAAAUCGUUUAUAAUGUUAUUAUUGCCUAUGAUAACUAUAAGUAUUUUAUUGGCUUUGGAUGUGUGGACCUGGUUAAGAUUUGCAGAAACCAUGCAAAAGGGUGAAGAAAAUGCAGAUUUAAAUGUCCAGUGGUAUAUACCAUUCUACAGUUUGUACUUUAUAUUAACGGGUUUGCAUGUCAAUUUUGCAAAUACCUCUUUUGGUUUGGCCAGAAGAUUUGAAGCAUUAAAUUCCAUGUUAAAGAAUUCAUAUUUGCCAGCCGAUCGCAAUAAAACUUUACAAAAUCAGGAGAAAGUCAAGAUCACUACAGUUAAAACCACAACCUUAAAUACACCCAAUUUACAGGCCAGUUUAUCAAAGAUGUCUUCAGAAACAUAUCAUGAAGGUCCAAGCAAAAAUAAAUCACUUUUAUUGAAAUGUUUAGCUGAGUGCCAUGAGACUUUGGGUAAAUGUUUGUCUAUAGUAUCAAGUGCCUAUGGCAUGGCAGUUCUAUUCAUUCUUAUCUCCUGUUUCCUGCACUUGGUGGCCACCUCGUAUUUUCUAUUUAUUGAACUUCUGAGUAAAAAGGAUAAUGGUUAUGUUUGGCUACAAGUUCUCUGGAUAUUAUUUCAUUCAUGUCGUCUGCUAUUGGUGGUGGAACCUUGUCAUCGGAUUACACGAGAAUCUGCCAAAACUAUACAUAUUGUAUGUGAAAUAGAACGUGUAGUACAUGAUCCGAUUUUAGCGGAAGAGGUUAAAAAGUUUUGGCAACAAUUAUUGGUUUGUGAAAGUGGUUUCUCGGCCUGUGGUUUAUGUCAAGUGAAUCGUCAGCUUUUAACAUCGUUAGCUUCUGCAAUCGCCACCUAUUUGGUUAUUUUAAUACAAUUUCAAAAAAGUAAUGGCUAA
This is a messenger RNA of Calliphora vicina (urban bluebottle blowfly), 1275 nucleotides long. It is a transcript of the gene Gr43a, whose product is annotated as Gustatory receptor 43a. The record is from RefSeq and is a predicted model, not a curated record. Bases 1 to 1275 code for a protein of 424 amino acids. Gene Ontology annotation, biological process: sensory perception of taste; male courtship behavior; chemosensory behavior. The transcript has 11 exons. Lineage: Eukaryota; Metazoa; Arthropoda; Insecta; Diptera; Calliphoridae. Gene Ontology annotation, cellular component: axon; dendrite; membrane.